Gamsiella multidivaricata is the source of this 2040-nucleotide messenger RNA. RefSeq lists its product as uncharacterized. The record is from RefSeq and is a predicted model, not a curated record. The transcript has 2 exons. Bases 1 to 2040 code for a protein of 679 amino acids. Lineage: Eukaryota; Fungi; Mortierellomycota; Mortierellomycetes; Mortierellales; Mortierellaceae. Gene Ontology annotation, molecular function: protein binding.
AUGUCCGCCUCGGCCUCUCAUAUACUGCACCGCGGUCGCAGCGUCUUCUCCAAGCUCAACAAAAAGUACCGACUCCCCGCCUCCGCCGCCCUCACCUCCGCCACCUCCGCCUCCACCAUCUGCUCCCUCUCCGCGCCCUGCUCCCAUGCCGGAGACCUCUUCAUCUCCCCGGAACACCCCGCCCUCGACCCCUAUGAAUCCUCAGCCGACCAAUCGACCCACCUCUCACCAUCCCUCGACCUCUCCAGGGCCCGGCAUCUCUUCGACCUCGGUCAGCGCCUGCUCUUUGGCCGCAGCGGCCAUCCCAAGGACGAGCCCGCAGCUGUGGAAUACUACCGCCUAGCCUCACAGCUCGGCCAUCUCGAGGCCCAGGGCGUCCUGGCCUUCUGUUACGAAUUUGGCCUGGGUGUCCAGGCUGAUUAUGUCGAAGCCGAGCGUCUCUACAUCCUAGCCGCAGAAAAGGGCAACGGCCUCUCUCUCUCCCGCCUUGCCUUCCUGCGCAAAUACGGUCGUCCCUCCGUCAAGAUCGAUCGCAUCGAAUCCGAGUACUGGCAACAAAAAAUCAACCAGCAAGGGCCUUCAGCACUCGCUUGGCUCAUGGAGGCCGCAGCCGUCGACAGCCACGACUGCUGCCAGUUUGCUCUUGGAGUGUGCUACCACGACGGCGUCGGCGUCGAAAAGAAUGCGACCGAAGCCUUUCACUGGUACAGGAAAUCGGCAGAGCAGGGCAACGCACGAGGCCAGGGCAUCCUUGGUUACUGCUACGGCGAGGGCUUCGGCGUCGAGCGAGAUCGGCAAAAGGCCAUGUAUUGGUAUCGCAUCGCUGCAGAGCAGGGAGAAUCCGUGGCACUCUACAACAUCGGGUACUGUUAUGAGGAUGGUCUGGGCGUCGAGCGCAACCCAUACGAAGCCGUCAAAUGGUAUCGACUCUCUGCAGAGCUCGGCAACGCUUUCGCUCAAAAUUCGCUCGGCUAUUGUUACGAGGACGGAGUCGGUAUUGAGCAGAAUCUAGAAUUGGCAGCUCUGUGGUACACAAAAUCCGCAGAGCAAGGAUAUCCCUGGGCAGAGUGCAAUCUCGGAUACUGCAAUCAAAACGGAAUUGGUGUUCCCAAGGACGACGCCAAAGGCGCUUAUUGGUAUCGCAAGGCCGCCCUCCAGGGACAUGCUCGUGCACAACAUAACCUCGGUUUCUGCUACCAGAACGGCAUCGGUGUCCCCAAGGACCCUGUCGAAGCAGUCAAGUGGUACAUGAAGUCAGCAGAGCGCGGCAACAUCUUUGCGUUCCAUUCGCUCGGCUACUGCUAUCAGAACGGCAUUGGAGUCCAGCAAAACUUGGACGAAGCCGUUUAUUGGUACUACCUUUCUGCAGAAGAGAACCACGCCCCAGCACAGCUCUCUCUUGGUUACUGCUUCCGUAACGGCGUCGGUGUCCCCAAGGAGCCCAAGGAAGCCGUCAAGUGGUUCUAUCGCUCGGCCAUUCAAGGAAAUGCACUAGCGCAAAACUCGCUUGGAUUCUGCUAUGAGGAAGGUUUGGGCGUAGAAAAGAGCCGUGAAAAAGCCGUGUUCUGGUACGAAAAGUCGGCGGCUCAGAGCAACCCAUGGGCACAGUGCAACCUCGGCUUUUGCUAUGCGAACGAGAUCGGAGUGCCCCAGAACUACGAGAUGGCCGUUAAGUACUACUCCCUGGCUGCUGCCCAGAACCACGCCCGCGCCCAGGAUAAGCUGGGGGUCUGUCUUCAACUCGGGCAGGGCAUUGCUCAGGAUGUCAAGCUUGCAGUCCGAUACUUCCGGCUGGCAGCAGAACAGGGACAUCUGGCGGGACAAUACCAUCUCGCCAAUGCACUUGAAAAGGGCUUGGGCUGCGAAGUCGACCUGGAGGAGGCAUCGAUGUGGUUUGAGCGUGCAGCAGCGAACGGCUGCAGGACCUCGCACGAGCGGCUGCAGCGCCUCCUCGCACGUUCGUGUCUUGAAAGUGGACUGGGAGUCGCCGAAAGCGGCCUCUUCCUCGGUGCCAUCGGGCAUUGUGCCCCAGCAGCAUAA